CGUCCACGUCUUCCUCCCACACGCUGCAGCCAUGGCGAACCAGACGCUCAAGGGCGCACUCAACGUGCGCGGCACCAACCCGCAGCACCUCGUUGAGAAGGUCGUGCGCGCCCGCAUCUACGACUCGCCCUACUGGAAGGAGCACUGCUUCGCCCUCACCGCUGCCAGCAUCGUGCCCGUCGCCGCGCGCCUGCCGUACAUCGGCGGCUCGUACGGCGCGCAGCGGCCCAGCCCGUUUCUCUGCCUGCUGCUCAAGCUGCUGCAGCUGCAGCCGGCGCGUGCCAUCAUUCUCGAGUACAUAGCAGCGCCCGAGUUCAAAUACCUACGAGCGCUGGCUGCGAUGUACGUGCGCAUGACAUUCCCAUCGCUCGAGGUAUACGAGGUGCUCGAGCCCAUGCUCAACGACUAUCGCAAGCUGCGAUGGCGAGACAUGAGCGGAUCAUAUCGGAUAACACACAUGGACGAGUUCGUCGACUCGCUGUUGACGGAGGAGCGCGUAGCCGACCUGAUCCUGCCGCGUCUGACGCGGCGAGACGUGCUGGAAGAGGGCGAAGGCCUCGCACCGCGCGCCUCGCGGCUAGAGGAUGCCCUGCUGGCGCGAGCUGAAGGCUCGGGCGGCGAGGAGUCGGACGACUCGGUGCGGGAGGCACGAGAAGACAAGGCGCGGAGAGCAGAGCGGGCACGGAAGAUCCGCGACACGAAGAGCGGGCCGAGGGGUGUGGAAGAUGUCGAGGAGGAGGAGUACGUCUCGCAAGAAGAGUCGGACCAGGAGCGCUUCGUCAGUCGCUCGCCAACGCCCAGCGGCAGCGAGAAGGGCGGCUAUGUCAGUCGCAGCCCCUCCAAGAGUCCGGCGCCGGGCUAUGUGAGCCGCAGCCCUUCAAGGAGUCCGCAGCCUGGUUUCGUCAGUCGAAGCCCGACGCGCUCGCCGGAACGGUCUUGAGCAAUGUCACCUCUUUGCGGCAAU
Tilletiopsis washingtonensis is the source of this 964-nucleotide messenger RNA. RefSeq names its product PRP38-domain-containing protein. Gene Ontology annotation, cellular component: precatalytic spliceosome. The record is from RefSeq and is a predicted model, not a curated record. The transcript has 3 exons. NCBI's taxonomy places the organism in Eukaryota, Fungi, Basidiomycota, Exobasidiomycetes, Entylomatales. The coding region runs from base 32 to 940 and encodes 302 amino acids.